Messenger RNA from Prunus mume (Japanese apricot), 1629 nucleotides. RefSeq names its product 5'-nucleotidase / magnesium ion binding protein. Gene Ontology annotation, molecular function: 5'-nucleotidase activity; magnesium ion binding. NCBI's taxonomy places the organism in Eukaryota, Viridiplantae, Streptophyta, Magnoliopsida, Rosales, Rosaceae. Gene Ontology annotation, cellular component: cytoplasm. The record is from RefSeq and is a predicted model, not a curated record.
CAAGAAUCUGAUAUAUAAACACACUCUCAAAUGAGUCAUCGUCUCCACAGCAUCCUCCUCGGCACCACCAUCCGCAUCCAUCGCUCCAUUCCACCCCACCUAAUUUCCAGGGCUUGGUUUUGUAGCGGUAGAUUCAGAAACCAGACCCACAUGGAAAGCCAUGCUUCUUGUGAGGCGGUUGUGGGUGACUCUGAGCUCUUGGUUAAAAAAAUGGCUGCUAUUUGUAAUGCCGGUCCCGCCAAACUCCAGGUAAUAGCAGAUUUUGAUGGCACACUAACAAAGUACCGGGUCAAUGGUUGUCGGGGACAAAGCAGUCAUGGCCUUUUGCAACAGGAGAAUCCGGAAUAUGAUAAGAAAAGGCAGGAAUUAUAUGAACAUUAUCAUCCGUUAGAAUUCUCCCCGACAAUUCCAAUUGAAGAGAAAACUAAGCUUAUGGAAGAAUGGUGGACAAAAACUCAUGGUCUCUUAGUUGAGGGAGGUCUUACCUAUGAUGGAAUAAGGCAAUCUGUUGCUAACUCCACAAUUGCUUUUAGGGAGGGUGUUGUUGAACUAUUUGAGUUUUUGGAGGAAAGAGACAUUCCCAUUCUUAUAUUUUCUGCUGGACUUGCUGAUAUCAUAGAGGAGGUCCUUAGGCAGAAGAUUCACAGACUUUUCAAAAAUGUGAAGAUAGUCUCAAAUCGGAUGGUAUUCGAUAAUAACGGUCACCUUGUAUCUUUUCAAGGGAAGACGAUUCAUAGUCUGAAUAAAAAUGAGCAUGCUCUGGAUAUGGCUGCUCCCCUUCAUGAUCGAUUAGGUGAUAAUAUAGAUGCUCCUACUUAUGAGAAUGCCUCGGUCAAGACUAGAAGAAAUGUGCUGCUUCUGGGUGAUCACAUUGGUGACCUGGGAAUGUCUGAUGGCUUGAACUAUGAGAAUAGAAUUUCCGUGGGAUUUCUGAAUGACAAUGUUGAGAAUUCUCUUGAUAGCUACCGCAAAGCCUUUGAUGUUGUUUACCUGAAUGAUGCACCCAUGUGGGGAGUUGUAAAGCUUGUUUCACAACUCUGUCCAAGUGAUGGUCAUUGAGUUGUAAAUCUCUUACUAUUCAAUACUUGGAAGCUCAUUCGCCAAAAAUAAAUCCUUCGAAUCUCCUGUCUGCUUUCUUUUAUUAACAUCCAUAGAUAGAUUUGGUAAAGUGUUCCUUUCAUCGGCAAAAGGUUUUCCAACAUGUGGCCGCUUUUCCUCUUUUCCUAGCAAUAGAAGAAAUAUAUUUAAUUGGUCAGUUUUAGACAACAAGAAGCAAAUUUCUAUAAUCUUCAAUCUCUUGAUGUUCUAAGCUCUGCAUUGGGAGCUAACAUCUGUAUAUCUGCACUACUUUUGAGCUGAAACAUUUGUCCACAAAAUGCGUGCCUCUGGAGCUGAAAGAAAUUGAUAUACCAAAGAAUUUGGAUGUUAAAUUUUCAUCACUCAUGUUGAAUUGAUUGUUUGUAGUGUUACAGUUUGAAAUAUGAAGGACUAAGAAUAGCAAGGGAAACAGGACUCAUGCUUUUGGCGUAGUGCUACCUUUUUUCUUACUAGGUACUUGAAAUUCUUCUAGUGCGUAAGCUUUUUGGCUGAGGUGUUGCUCUGGAAGCGUACAACUUAUUUUGGCCCCCC